AUGUCUGCUUCACCAGAGCCUCAGCCAGGCUCGCCCGCGGCUGCUGUGGAUGGGGAGCACGAAGAGCACGGCGCUGAGGAUGUCGUUCGCGAGGACACCCAUCAUGAAGAUGAAGAAGCGGAGGAUCUCGCAGAGAAAGACGGAGAGGAGCCCAAAGCCGAUGAGGCUAAUCUUUCCGAUGACGAAUCUGUCCUCUCUGAAGUGGAUGAGGCUCAGUUCGAGGACUUCAAUCCGGACGAUGUCGCCAUCGAGGACCGCCCUACGCUUGCCAUCGACGAAGAGAACUUGAAACUGAUUGGCCGACACAAGCGCAAGAGACGCGAUGACGGAGAAGAGGAGCGACCGAAGAAAAAGAAAGAGGGACGGAGGGAGAAGAAAAGUCGCCGCCUGAGAGAGUCCGCCAGUGCGGAGGCAGAGGGCAAGGGAUCCCGCAAGAAACGAGAGGCUACACCGGAGGAUGAGGAGUUGCUUGAUCCGGCAACCAGACGCCGUAGAGCGCUCGAUAGGGCUAUGGACGAAGCUCUCAAGAAGCCAUCCAGGCGAAGGCGCAAGGCUGAUGGCAUUGACCUGGAACAGAUGGCAGAUGCCGAGGUUGAAGAGAUGCGGAAACGCAUGACGCAGGCUGCACAGCUUGAUGCCAUCAAUCGUCGGGAGGGUAAACCCGCGAUGCACAAGCUCAAGAUGCUACCGGAGGUCGUGUCGUUGUUGAACCGCAACCAGUAUGUCAACAGUCUGGUCGACCCUGAAAUCAACCUACUGGAAGCAGUCAAGUUCUUCCUCGAGCCUCUCGACGAUGGUUCUCUGCCGGCGUAUAACAUCCAGCGCGAUCUUAUGGAGGCGCUGGCCAAGCUUCCCAUCAACAAGGAAGCACUUAUUGCUAGCGGCAUUGGCAAGGUGAUUGUGUUCUACACGAAGAGCAAGCGGCCAGAGGAGAAAAUCAAGCGGAUGGCCGAGCGUUUGCUGGCCGAGUGGACGAGACCGAUCCUGCAGCGCAGCGAUGAUUACUCGAAGAAGGUCUACGAAGAAGUCGACUUUGAUCCUACACAACUGGCAAACCGUCCACAAGUCCUGUCUGCUCAGGCCACUGCUGCGGAGGCUCGUGCCAGAGAGCUCCUUCCACCUCGUCUGGCCAACCGUGCUCGGCGCGAGACAGGACAUACCACAUACACGGUUGUGCCGCGCGCGACGACAGUGCAGGAGAGCAAGUUCGCCCGUCCUUUGGGAGCCAGUGGAGAGGACCGCUUCCGCAAGAUGAAGGCGCGGCAGAUGAAUGCCUCGAAGGCCUCACGCAGAUGA
Molecule: messenger RNA, 1296 nt
Organism: Rasamsonia emersonii CBS 393.64
Lineage: Eukaryota; Fungi; Ascomycota; Eurotiomycetes; Eurotiales; Trichocomaceae
Product: Transcriptional elongation factor Iws1
Exons: 4
Coding region: 1-1296 (431 amino acids)
Biological process (GO): poly(A)+ mRNA export from nucleus
Cellular component (GO): nucleus
Source: RefSeq, a predicted model, not a curated record